AACGCGCGCCCAGGCUUCCGCUUUUGGCCGUGCUGCUCGUGUCUGUCGCUGCCGCGGUCGCGUGCUAAAAAUGGCUGCAGCCGGGGACUCCGGCGGUCCUGAAAGCUACCGUUCUCCGCUGGCGUCCCGCUAUGCCAGCCACGAGAUGUGCUUCUUAUUCAGCGACAAGUACAAGUUCCAGACGUGGCGGCAGCUGUGGCUGUGGCUGGCGGAGGCUGAGCAGACCCUGGGUUUGCCUAUCACAGAUGAGCAGAUCCAGGAGAUGAGGUCCCACCUGAGCAACAUUGACUUCCAGAUGGCGGCUGCGGAGGAGAAGCGCCUGCGGCACGACGUGAUGGCUCACGUGCACACAUUCGGCCACUGCUGUCCGAAAGCUGCGGGCAUCAUUCACCUGGGCGCCACCUCCUGUUACGUCGGAGACAAUACAGACCUCAUUAUUCUGAGAAAUGCAUUUGACCUGCUUUUGCCAAAGCUUGCUAGAGUGAUCUCGAGACUUGCUGAUUUUGCUAAGGAACACGCUGCUCUGCCCACCUUGGGUUUCACACAUUUUCAGCCUGCUCAGCUGACCACGGUUGGGAAACGCUGCUGCCUUUGGAUCCAAGACCUCUGCAUGGACCUCCAGAACUUGAAGCGUGUCCGUGAUGAGCUCCGCUUCCGGGGAGUGAAGGGCACUACCGGCACCCAGGCCAGCUUCCUGCAGCUCUUCGAGGGGGACCACCAGAAGGUGGAGCAGCUGGACGAGAUGGUGACAGAGAAGGCAGGGUUUAAGAGAGCUUUCAUCAUCACAGGACAGACCUAUACACGAAAAGUGGACAUUGAAGUGCUAUCUGUGCUGGCCAGCUUAGGGGCAUCAGUGCACAAGAUUUGCACUGACAUACGUCUCCUGGCGAACCUGAAGGAGAUGGAGGAGCCCUUUGAGAAACAGCAGAUUGGCUCGAGUGCGAUGCCAUACAAGCGGAACCCCAUGCGCUCCGAGCGUUGCUGCAGCCUGGCCCGUCACCUAAUGGCCCUUGUCAUGGACCCGCUACAGACAGCUGCUGUGCAGUGGUUCGAGCGCACACUGGAUGACAGUGCCAACAGACGGCUCUGUUUGGCGGAAGCGUUUCUCACUGCAGAUACUGUGUUAAAUACCCUGCAGAACAUUUCUGAAGGACUGGUGGUAUACCCCAAAGUUAUUGAACGGCGCAUUCGGCAAGAGCUGCCUUUCAUGGCCACAGAGAACAUCAUCAUGGCAAUGGUCAAAGCUGGGGGCAGCCGACAGGAUUGCCAUGAGAAGAUCAGAGUGCUCUCCCAGCAGGCAGCUGCCGUGGUUAAGCAGGAAGGGGGCGACAAUGACCUCAUAGAGCGCAUUCGGGCAGAUGCCUACUUCAGCCCCAUCCACUCCCAGUUGGAGCGUCUGUUGGACCCCUCUUCUUUCACUGGCCGAGCACCCCAGCAGGUCCACAGAUUUCUAGAAGAGGAGGUACAUCCCCUGCUAAAGCCCUACGGGAGUGUGAUGGAGGUGAAAGCAGAGCUGAGUCUGUAGAAGACAUGCAAAGAUUAUUGGGACUUCGCUAAUUGUAUUGUGGAGAAAUUGAAUUCUGAAGUGCCUCCUUUACCUCAAGAAUGUACAUUGAGAGCAGGACAGUGGUAGCACAUGCCUUUAAUCCCUGCACUCAGGAAGCAGAAAUAGGUAGAUCUUUGAGUUCAAAGCCAGUUUGAUCUAUAGAGCUAGUUCCAGGACAGCCAGGGCUACACAGAGAAAACUCUGUCUCAAAAAAAUAUAUACACACACACACACACACACACACACAUUAAAUUUGUUGUUGCCUAGGGUUCACAAUAGACAGGUGUACAUUUUUGUUGGUUUUUUUGUUUUUGUUUUUGUUUUUCCUGAGACCGUGUCUCAUUAUGUAUCCCUGACUGGCCUGGAACAGAGAUCCCCCUACCUCUGUCUCCCCAGUAGGGAUUAAAGGUGUGCACCACCAUGCUUGAAUGUUUUCUUCAUUCUUUACAGCAGCAUAAUCUUGCAGAGUAAUGUAAUUUAGACUCACAUAGUUCCCAGUUGCAGUGUUUUCUGACUUACUGUGAGACUAUGUCCCCAUAAGUAAAAACUUCUAAGUAAAAACAUGAGUCUAGUUCACCAAUCAAAUAUUGUUACAUGCUCAUAACACUGACAGUCGCUUUUAGUCAGAGAAGAUUGUCUGUCACAAGUCCUAUUAGUAAUACAGUCAGAUGUCUGGUGUAGUGUCCUGAGUCCUGUGCGGGCACACUUAGCUACACACUCUUCUUCUAUAGUCCUUUUCAGGUGUUCAGUGGAUUGUAAAGGAGCAAGGAAUCCUGGUCCCGUGAAAAUGGGUUUAAAUAGAAAAAUCACCUGGACCCAGUGGUUCAGAAUUAUCAGAUACCUUGAUUUCAGUUCUUUUUUUACUGAGAUUAAGUCAUGAUGUUUGUAGCUAAAGAACAGGAAAGAAUGGGUGCUGUUGGGCCCUUCAGCUCAGGUUGUGCCUAUUUCAGUUUUUGGAGAGGCUUGCUUAUCAGGGAUGUGCUAAUGAAUAAAUGGAUUGCGUCAUGGCA
Myodes glareolus (Bank vole) is the source of this 2556-nucleotide messenger RNA. It is a transcript of the gene Adsl, whose product is annotated as adenylosuccinate lyase. Gene Ontology annotation, molecular function: N6-(1,2-dicarboxyethyl)AMP AMP-lyase (fumarate-forming) activity; (S)-2-(5-amino-1-(5-phospho-D-ribosyl)imidazole-4-carboxamido) succinate lyase (fumarate-forming) activity. Gene Ontology annotation, cellular component: cytosol. Gene Ontology annotation, biological process: 'de novo' AMP biosynthetic process. The record is from RefSeq and is a predicted model, not a curated record. Lineage: Eukaryota; Metazoa; Chordata; Mammalia; Rodentia; Cricetidae.